This is a messenger RNA of Zymoseptoria tritici IPO323, 549 nucleotides long. RefSeq lists its product as uncharacterized. The transcript has a single exon. NCBI's taxonomy places the organism in Eukaryota, Fungi, Ascomycota, Dothideomycetes, Mycosphaerellales, Mycosphaerellaceae. The record is from RefSeq and is a predicted model, not a curated record. The coding region runs from base 1 to 549 and encodes 182 amino acids.
AUGUUCGCCUUCGGAGGUGGAAUGGGCGGCAACAUGCUCGAAAUCCAACUUGAACAACUCGAGCAACAGCUCGACCACAUGUACGAUAUCAUGAUGAUGGGCUACGGAAACAUGAUGCUUGUACAACAAUUCCAGAUGCUGGACCAACAGGCAGACAUGCUGUAUGAUCAAAUCGUGACCCAGCAGCAGCCGCAAGGUCCAGGUCUGGCAACUCAGCUGGGAAUGGGAGGCGGUCAGAGAGGUGCAGAAGGCGGUGGAGCGGAUAGUGGCGGAGACGGUGGCGGUGGUGAUCCAGGGCUCGCGGCUAUGUUGAAUAUGGCUCGUGGAGGAGGCGGCGUCGGUGGAGGACAGGCUCGCGGCCGAGCUGCGGCUCAAGCGCCGGCUACCAGGACCAGGACUCGGACCAAUGCCAGCAGAGGACGUGGUGGCCGCGGUGGUCGCGGUGGCCGUGGUGGUCGCGGAGGUGGAGGACAAGGAGGCGGUACGGGAGGCGCUGGCUCUCGGGAUGCUCAGGAGUAUGACCACGAGCUUCCAGAUUGGAACUUCUGA